Messenger RNA from Gallus gallus (chicken), 3848 nucleotides. It is a transcript of the gene SLC25A48, whose product is annotated as solute carrier family 25 member 48. Gene Ontology annotation, molecular function: transmembrane transporter activity. The record is from RefSeq and is a predicted model, not a curated record. The transcript is spliced from 7 exons. Lineage: Eukaryota; Metazoa; Chordata; Aves; Galliformes; Phasianidae. Gene Ontology annotation, biological process: transmembrane transport. Gene Ontology annotation, cellular component: mitochondrion. Bases 501 to 1601 code for a protein of 366 amino acids.
AUCACUGCAAGGCAGAACUUAGCCUGGGUAGAAAGCCUGUCAUAGACCUGAGUGUUUUUCCUCUCCAGUUUUGGAGUGGCGUGAAGGGCUGCCCUAUAUGUGUGAGUUCUUCAGGUGGGGAUUGAUACUGAAAAGUAAAACUGGCCUUACAUCACGUUGGGUUUACCAAACUGUUCUGCUAAUGUUUUGUUGAACUUUGCCACCUGAAAAAGCAUUCAGGAGGCAGUGAGAGUGCUGUGUUUGUUUAGCUCCAGGCACAGUUCUACAUGUUUCCCUAGUGUGGGCAAUGCUGUGAGAGCAGAAUGCUGAAACUGGGAUCCCAGGCUAUGACAGGUAGCACUCACUAUUCCUGCAAGGAAAAUAUUCCUCAGAGGGAAGGAUUGAGAGAGAAAGAAGACACGGGCUAGAUGGUUUGCCAGCCCUGGUACAGGCAGCUCCAUGCAGACAUUAACACCACCUGCCCCAACUGAGCUUACUGUCAUGCAGAGCCAUGGAGGAGGAUGGAUGAUGCCUUUCUUCCUCAUUUCUCCUUCUUACAGUGUGCCAGGCAUCUCUGGACUCUCUCAUUGCUCUGCUCCCAUGCUGGCAUCCCCAUCUCAGGCUUGGGGCCUUCACUGCCAGGCUGGGGGGGAGUUUGGCACCGACCAAUGGUGGAUCCCAUAGCACUGCACUGCGUUUGUGGGUGCCAGGAGCCCAUCCUUCACGCCUGUAAAUGCAAGUGUCAGGCUGCAUCUCGUGCACUCAGCUCAGCCACGGCUUGGGAAUACCAAACUCGUUUGCAAGCCGGACAGGGAUAUGGAAAUACACUCAACUGCAUUCUUACUGUGUACAGAAAUGAGUCGGUGGCUGGCUUCUUCAAAGGCAUGUCCUUCCCGCUGGCCAGCAUUGCUGUUUACAGCUCAGUGGUGUUUGGUGUCUUCAGCAACACGCAGCGGCUGCUGGGCCAGUUGAGGCAUGGAGAUGCAUCCCACGCACCGGCACUGGUGGAUGUGGCUCUUGCCAGCACAGUGGCUGGGUUCAUCUCCGUUGGCAUUGGCACGCCUGUUGACCUGGUGAAGAUCAGGCUGCAGAUGCAAACGCAGACAUACAGCACAGCCAAUGUUAAACUAAAGCCCACAGUUCCUGGCUUUCCUGUGUAUCAAGGCCCUAUUCACUGCUUUAGGACAGUGCUACAGAAAGAAGGGAUAGCAGGGAUAUACCGAGGCAUGGGAGCGAUGCUGCUGAGGGAUGUUCCUGGGUACUGCCUGUAUUUCAUCCCUUACACGUUUUUCUGUGGUUGGAUUACCCCUGAUGGAAGCAUUUCCCCUAAUCCUGCUUCCAUCUGGCUUGCAGGGGGUGUUGCAGGAGCCAUUUCCUGGGGGACUGCUACUCCAAUGGAUGUUGUGAAAAGUCGGCUCCAGGCUGAUGGAGUUUAUCUAAACAAGUACAAGGGGAUUCUUGACUGCAUCUUGCAGAGCUACCAGAACGAAGGCCUCAAAGUCUUUUUUAGGGGUAUCACAAUCAAUGCAGUGCGAGGAUUUCCAACGAGUUCAGCCAUGUUUCUUGGCUAUGAACUUUCUCUCAAAGCAAUGAAAAGAGACCAAACUGAGACCAAUCCUUAACUUCCAGCAUUGCCAAGAAGACCAGACCAGUGUCCUCCUUUCCUGAGCCAAACCAGCAGCCUGGGGGUGGUGAGGGCUCACUGAAGACUCCUGGCACUGGAGAACCCCCCAGCGAUGGCAUCAGCUUUCCCUUCCACUUGGCCUUGGGCCCUGGAGGGCUCCAAACCUACACCAGCUCAACCAAAUCCAAAGACCGUUUUAUUUUUAAAUCUCUCCCUCUGUUGCCUAGAGCACUUUACUAAUCCCCAUGGUGUGUUGCACUUUUUUGCUAACGACGUUUUUUCUCACUGAGCCGAAAGAACAACUUCCCUUACCUGCACAGAUGAGAUACACCCAAAAUGACCCCAAUUGACAUAAAUUGAGUGAGUGCCUUUUGCACGAUACCGUGCAUAAUGCUCCUCCUCUUUAUGAACAAGGACCUCCUGCUCUGGAAUGAGAAGGUAUAAGCACUUCGGGUGCACGGGUAUGUUUUGUGUAGGAAGGUUUGGAUUCCUAUAAACUCCCAACUUGCUUUCAGGAUCCAAGAAGCAGAUGACUGUGCCCAUGUGAAUGAUUGCUCCUGUUUUGCAUCAUAGAGUUCCCCACUUGUACCACAGUGUGACACAUUAUCUUGUAAAGAUAUGACUUUCACUUUAUUAUCGAAGAUGCAAGUUAAAUUGGGAAACAUCAAGAUAUUAAAUUCAGAUUCUAAGCUGCUCUUUUUCUUCAGAAGGCAAUAAAACUAGCCCUCACUUCAUAUAGAUGGCUGCCUGUUGAUUGAACUGACUCUUGCUGCAUAGCUCUCUAGGGGCCUGCUAGAGGUACCUGAUAGAGCGUCUGAGUUUGCUGAUGGGACAGUCCAACUGCCAAAUCCUGAUGACUCUGCCUUGCUUUGCACUCUUGAGCAGAUGCCACUGAAGGAAGUGUCUCUCUGAAGUAUGCAAAGUCUGUCCCGAGCUAUAUUCUCUCAAAUACAAAGACCAGCUUUAGAUAUCCAACUCUGCUGCAAUCCCACUGAGAUGACUGUGGGGCGCCCAGGUCUCUCUUUGGUCUACCUCAGUCUUUCAGCUCAUCUGAAGACCUCUUAUGUCCUGAUUAUUUCUCUCUAUGCUCAUGAAUACCUCCACUCUUUAUUUCCUAAGCAUGAAGCUUCUUAUGCCAAAAAAAAACCAAGCAGAACUGCUGGGCCAGGAGGACUCUAGUGGCAGUAGCAGGAGAGCUGAAGGAUCACAAGGGACGUGCAGCAUGGUGGAAUGCUCUGCAACAGUGCUGUCCUCUGGGAAGUGCAUGGUUUCCCCCACCCUCUGGAGCAGUGGAUAAAGCCCAGCAGAUGUUCAUAGAAGCAGCCAUCCAGAUUUCCUCCAUAAAAGAAGGAGAAGGAAGAAGCUUGCACAUCCCUGUCCCUCAAUGCAUGGAGGAAAUGGCCACAGGACUUGGAGACCUCAGCAGAAAUUGCCUACAGUCUCAGACCUGGAGAAGUAUUUGGAAAUGGGCUCUCUGACCACCCAGAGCAGCGUGGGCUCCUCUUUGCUGGGGCCUGAAUUACAACCCUAAGUGUGGCUUCACCCAAAACAGCUCAAAGAAAUGUGACAAACAGCUGCUGUUGCUUCAUCUCAGACCUUGUAUGCAAGGAGGCUCACAAUGCCUUUCAGCUUGGCAAGAACACAAAGAACUGCUUUUGAUAAACAACUUAUCUAAAAUUGAUGAGCCUUCACCCAAGUAUUUGUUGCAGGCUACAUUUAAGGAGUCAACUUUUCCAUGCUACCUAUUUUAAUGUAUAUGCAUAGAACUUGCUUUAGAUGCAUAAUACCUUAUGUCUCCAGGGAUAAUGCAUAGGGACCAUAUUUUCAAUGCAAAGAAAACUGUCAGUUAUCUCCCUGUAUUAUGUGAAAUGGACCGUGAAUGAAUUAAGCUGAUGAGGUUUGCAAUGAGCUGCGUGCCUGUGUGAUGCUGCCCAGGUUUGAGGCUUUCAGUGCCUCUGGGUUCUUACUCUGUGUUGGCGAUGUGUUGUAGUAGGCAUCUUGCAGGGGUACGGGAUGUAUGGGACAGGCCUCUCCCUAAGCAUAGAGAGACAGUGCUAUCGUGCUGACCUUGAUGCAGAGAAAACAGGAGAAGAAGAAAGAUGGGAAAGAAUGUGGAAAUGGCCAAAUAAGGCACAAUGUUAUCUGGUGCAAACCAAUCAGGGUGGGACAUGACAGCACGGUUGUUUAGGUAAAAACAUAUAUAAGCUGUUGUUAAUCUCAAUAAAGUGCGCCAUUUUUAUCUGCA